AUGUCCCUCUUCAGCGGAUGCACUUCUCUCUCUUCUGACGACUCAAAUGAAUUUGUUGUUUCAGCUAAACCCUCGCGGGAGGGGGGGGCCCCCCAGGGCCCCGAGGGGGCCCCCCCCCACGGUACCCUUUUUUUCGGGGGGGUACAGGGGGGCCCCCUGGGGGCCCCCAGGGGGCCCCCAGGGGGCCCCCCAGGGGCCCCCAGGGGGCCCCCCGGGGCCCUUGACCCGCAGAAGCUAGGAAGGGUACUGACUGUUGCUGUGUCUGAGCUGGGGGAGCAAGUGAAAACAGAGCACGGAAACCUCAGUCUAGAUGUUACAGCUGAUUGUCACUUCAGCUGGCGGCGGGUUAAACCCUCGGGUGUAUCGACACCUGUAGAGGGUAUUCACAGCAACGUAUACCCAGUGACAGCGGAUGACAUUGGGGUGUAUGUGGAGGUUUGUGCGGCCCCCAAAACCCUCAGGGGUUUACAAGGGGAGAGGUUUUUGUCUAUAGGUCCCCUUUCUAUCGGUGGUUUGGUGGUUUCUAGGGUUUUGUCUGCUUUGUCUACUCCUGCUUCUUCUUUCUCCUGCACACGCGCGUCUCUCGAUGAGGGUUUAGAGGAGAAGGGAGAAACAGAAGUAAUCGUGGAGAUAGACCAGGAUAAGGUUGUUGUUGCUCUCCCCCAUUCCUCUCAGUUGGUUGCUGCAGCAGAAGAAAGAAACCCUAGCAUCGACCUCUACCUCAGUAUACACCUGCUGCAACAAGAGCUGGAGCGGCUGCAGUCUGUGGCAAUAAGAAACUCACAAGACCUCGCGAGAGCAGCAAAAGAGAAAGAAGCUCUAGAAGAAGAAAUUCAGUUAACUAUCAAAGCCUUUCAGCUCCAGCUAGACAACGUGCUGCAGCAGAGCAACAGCAGCAGCAGCAGCAGCAGCAGCAGCAGCAGCAGCAGCAGCAGCGAGACAGCAGACCUGCAUGCACGGCUAGAAGAAGCAGCAGCAGCAAACGCAAGUCUCCGAAUGGAGGUGCAGCAGCUGCAGCAGCAGCUGCAGCAGAAGCAGCAGCAACGAUCAACUGACGGGGGAAAUGAUGUAACUAACACUAAACCCUAA
Molecule: messenger RNA, 1089 nt
Organism: Eimeria mitis
Lineage: Eukaryota; Apicomplexa; Conoidasida; Eucoccidiorida; Eimeriidae
Exons: 7
Coding region: 1-1089 (362 amino acids)
Source: RefSeq, a predicted model, not a curated record